AUGUCGAGUCAACUAGCCGAGGACGUGCGCGAAGAAGAAUUCGAGGAGGAUGUAGCGGACGAGGCUGAGGGUGAAGAGGAGGACGCGCCCACCAGCGACGCAGGCGCUGCCGAUGGCGAUCAAGACGAGAAGGAAGAGGAUGCAGAGGAAGAGGAAGAAGAGGAAGAAGAGGAAGAGGCUGAGGAAGUGGUGGCUACUCGGGACGAUGUGGCUGGCACCUUGGACCUUUUGGGUCGAACAGCCGAUGCCCUUGAAUUUGCUUUCAUUCGUUGCCGUCUGCUUGAUCGCGCGGUGACCGACGUGGCCGUACUGGCCGAAUUUAAGCAUCUUCAAAUUCUGGAGCUGAAUGGCAACGAUCUGACAACUUUGCAGCCCUUGGCGUCACUCAAGUACCUUACCAGUGUCACAGUUCGCAAUAAUCGUCUCAAGCAGCUGCAGCUAGGCGAGAUGAAAUAUCUGCAACGCCUGGACAUCAGUGGUAAUCACAUCAAGAACCUGGAUGAGCUCAACACACCAAGUUUGCGCUACCUGGAUGCGAGUACCAACAGCAUCAGGGCGCUGGGAUUUGCCACGCAAUUGCCUGCCCUCGAACACCUCAACAUAUCAGAAAACAAGCUGCGGGCAUUAGACACCCUUGAUCACCCGCGGUUGGCUGAACUCGAGCUGUCCGGGAACGAAGUGGGUAGCCUGCAGUUUCUGGGUGAUCUUCCAGCUUUGACCACUCUGAGUGCCAUGGGCAGUCAUCUCGAGUCCAUCGAGCUGGACACGACACUGCCCAACCUGACAACACUGCAUCUGGAUGACAACAACUUUGCCGACCUGAACAUUCUCAAGGAGCUCAGUGUGCUGUCCAGCCUGGCACACCUGUCAAUGAGCGGCAACUCGUGCGCGGAGGAGGGCGAUUAUCGUGUGGAAGCCUUGGUCGCUAUCCAGGGCCUCAAGACAUUGGACGGCGAGGGUUACGAUUCAGAGGAUCGCGAUGAAGCGCGCAACCCCUCUUUUGAAUACGCGAUCGUGUUGAGCUGUGACUUGUUUAUGCGCAUGAAUUCUUCUCACAUGAACCUUGCACCGCCUGGGCAAUUCUUGUAG
Molecule: messenger RNA, 1089 nt
Organism: Monosiga brevicollis MX1
Lineage: Eukaryota; Choanoflagellata; Craspedida; Salpingoecidae
Exons: 8
Coding region: 1-1089 (362 amino acids)
Molecular function (GO): protein binding
Source: RefSeq, a predicted model, not a curated record